GUAUAUGUGUCCAUGAAACAAGAUGGAGAGAAGAUAGUAUAGUGAAGUGGUGUACUUGUGGACAGAAUGGCUUUCCUGGACAACCCAACAAUUAUACUGGCUCAUAUUCGGCAGUCACACGUGACCAGUGAUGACACAGGGAUGUGUGAAAUGGUCCUGAUAGAUCAUGAUGUUGACCUGGAGAAGUUUAAUCCCUCGUCAGCAUAUGGGGACAGUGGUUCAGAAACACAGGGAAGCAACGGUGAGACUCAGGGCUAUAUAUAUUCCCAAUCAGUUGAUAUUACCUCAAGCUGGGACUUCGGAAUCAGAAGACGAUCAAACACAGCUCAGAGACUAGAACGUCUGCGGAAAGAGAGACAAAAUCAAAUAAAAUGCAAAAAUGUUCAGUGGAAAGACAGAAAUACUUCUUACUCAGCAGAGGAGCUGAGCUCACUAUUUGAAAAAAAGAAUUUCAGAGUAAAAUCUCCAUGUUCUGGGAAGCAGUCAAUACUGUCUGUGCGACUUGAACAGUGUCCACUGCAGCUGAAUAACCCCUUCAAUGAGUACUCAAAAUUUGAUGGCAAGGGUCAUGUUGGUACAACGGCAACCAAAAAAAUUGAUGUCUACCUCCCACUGCACACAAGCCAAGACAAACUACAGCCCAUGACAGUUGUGACGAUAGCAAAUGCCAAGGUGCAUGACCUGAUUGGACUAAUAUGCUGGCAAUAUACAAGUGAGGGACGGGAACCAAAACUGAAUGACAACGUCAAUGCCUACUGUCUCCAUAUUGCUGAGGAUGAUGGUGAGGUUGACACAGAUUUUCCACCCUUGGAUUCCAAUGAGCCCAUUCACAAGUUUGGCUUCAGCACUCUGGCACUGGUUGAAAAGUACUCUUCUCCCGGCCUGGCAGCAAAACAGUCGCUCUUUGUUCGCAUAAAUGCUGCUCAUGGAUUCUCACUUAUUCAGGUGGACAGUAUGAAGGUCACCAUGAAGGAUAUCUUACAAAAAGCCUUAAAGAGAAGGAAGGGAUCACAGAGAGGCUCAGGUCCUCAGUAUCGGCUGGAGAAGCAGAGUGAACCUAAUGUCCCAGUAGAUUUAGACUGUACCUUGGAGAGCCAGAGCACUUUGGAAUUCUGCCUUGUCCGGGAGAACAGUUCAAGAGGAGAAGAGGUCUCGGAGGAGGACCCUCAGAUCGAUAUAGCUACAGUUCAGGACAUGCUCAGUAGCCACCAUUACAAGUCCUUCAAAGUCAGCAUGAUCCAUAGGCUUCGAUUCACCACUGAUGUUCAGUUAGGUAUUUCUGGAGACAAGGUAGAGAUAGACCCCGUUACUAAUCAGAAGGCCAGCACUAAGUUUUGGAUUAAGCAGAAACCCAUUUCAAUCGAUUCUGAACUCCUCUGUGCCUGUGACCUUGCGGAAGAAAAAAGCCCAA
Messenger RNA from Cariama cristata (Red-legged seriema), 1411 nucleotides. RefSeq names its product mitogen-activated protein kinase associated protein 1 (gene MAPKAP1). The record is from RefSeq and is a predicted model, not a curated record. Gene Ontology annotation, biological process: TORC2 signaling. Gene Ontology annotation, cellular component: TORC2 complex; cytoplasm; plasma membrane. NCBI's taxonomy places the organism in Eukaryota, Metazoa, Chordata, Aves, Cariamiformes, Cariamidae. The annotation marks the transcript as partial. Gene Ontology annotation, molecular function: phosphatidylinositol-4,5-bisphosphate binding. The transcript is spliced from 9 exons.